GGCACAUUUAACCUUUGCUAGAGCAAGGAUGCCAGAAUCUCAGAUGUAAUCUCAGAAGCUUAUUUUGGAGUGUGUUUAGAUAAAGCACACUAUUAUCGGUAUUGAAAGAUUUCAUUUGAAAUGUUUCACUUGGAAGGCUGAGAGUUUUCAAGUGAAGAGCUGAAAGGACAAGCUUGCAUCUCUCUUGCUGUUGACUGUAUCUGAUUAAAAUCUUUACUGUUUUGUCCUUCAACUUGGUUACUGGGAGCUGAUCUUGUCAGAAUGCAGUCAUCUGUAAGCAUAAUUGCCCAGGUGGGGAGGACACAGUUUUCUUGUCUAAACACUCAUGGUCCUGUGCUCUCUUGCACUGUUUUUGUCUGCAGAUGUACGUGCUUGACUUCAUAGUCAAGCAAUUUACCUGCCACCAUUUAAAGCCCCAGCCUUAUGUCUUAAUCAGUAAAGAUUUAAAACAGAAGACUUUCUCAGCCCCAACUUUCACUCCUUGUCAGGCAUUCUUGGGGCACAGGUAAAACUGCACUGUGCUAACUGACACACAGUCGAUGAUACAUGUGUGCUGGUUGGCACCUUGUGUCUGCUUACUUCCCAUCCAAGAGCAUGGUUUUGCAUUAAGGCUAUGUACCCUAUGCUGGGUGAGAGUAAAUGUGGCUUGGAGUCCUGGUGACUUCAAUAAUCCACUUUGGCAAAUGAAUCUCUCCACAGACCUUUCUUGUAGAAUUAGUGACUCAUUCAUUAAACAUCUGAUAGGGUUAUGGUGGUGCACACUGAAAAUGCUGAGAUUCUCUUUCAAGCCGAAGAUCUAUUUUCAGCAUUAAAAAGUAAAAAACACCAAUGUAGUUUGAGGGAGUUCAACUUAAACUGUUUUUUUUCCCUGUUUUGGCAUAGUCAUCUUCUCUUUCGUGGUGUAACUUCUGUUGUCACAUGAGAUUUCCAUUAGUUCUAAUUGUUACAAAAGUUUUUCCUAAAUACCCUGCUGCAGUUGUCUUACCCCCCCUUAGUUUGCAUCUUGAGUUCUUUAACAGAGCAUUUUCUGAUUAAGCUGUUCAGUGUGUAGUUGAAGGCUGAAUGUUCAGACAAGAAAAGCAGUUGCUUUGCUUCUGGAAUGAUUUAGUGAACUAGGAGAACCUAAGCUGCAUAGCUCAAAGGAGUUUAUUUAAGUAGCUGAAUAAGCCUGGCGAGAGGGAUGCCCCUGAUGACACAUGGAGCAACAUCUGAGUUGAAUGUUGGAAGUCCACAUGAUAUCAAGUGUAUGUACUGCUGUCCUCUUUAUUUCUUUCCACUGCUAUAGGGAACUUUAGUCAUGGUCUGCUCAUAUUUGUAGUAUUGGUGGAUUGUUUCUGUGGGUUCCUAUGUGGUAGAGCAGUAUAUAUGUAGUGUGGGCCUGUUCAGCAAUUUUUGACAUUUGAGAACUUAUAAGGGUGUGCAAAACAGAAGUUGGAAGCCACCAAACAGCAGUUUAGAAGAGUAAGGAGCACCAGUGACAACUUCAAGCUGGUAUUUGGCUAUUAUUUGGAGAGGUAGCUGGAUUGGUGUUAGAAAACUUGGUGUUUGAGUGCUGCCUCCUGAAGUCCUGGAGGUGAUGUCUCCUGCCAAGGGAAUUGAAGCUUCUUGGGUGGGUAAUUGCGUAUGGUCAGCCAUGAUUGAGAACAAGCUUGGGGCUGUGAGGGGGUACUCGUUUUGUCUGUUACAUAUGGUAUCCUGUAUCUGCUCAAUGCCCUUCUGUGCUCUUUUAAGAUAGGUGAUGUAGCAGAAAUCUUGGACUACCAGUGCAAGCCUGAAGAGGACUUUAUUGCAUAGCUCUGCUUGUAACUUACUUUCUUUUCUGAAGUUUUUGAGUUCUAUAUACAAAUACCCAAACAAUGAAGUGCUAAAAUGAGGGUAUACUCGCUUGCUCAUUUGAUACAAUUACAAAACGAUCUUCUGGAGAGUUACACUUUUUAGACAGAGAUUGAAACUUGCCUAAAUUGGGUGCAGCUCUGUGUGUCCUGAGGGAAAGGCUGCUCUUAAUAUGGAGAAUUAGGGCAGUAAGGCUGGGGGAGUGGACUUGGUGCUAUUACAAGCACCGAGAUGCAUGGAUAUUUACAGAACACUGCUAAGCUCUUGAGUUCUAAAUUUAGCAGUGUCUUUAAUUCACCAGCUGUGCUAUUUAUUGAAGAAAUAUUUGGUCUGCCAUAGGUUCCUUGUUUUUAACAUCCAUGCCUAUGCGCAGGCUAAUGUUUGGAAGACCUCUCUGUGUGCAGAUUAUACAGCUUGUUAGGUCUCUGAAAUGCUACGAAGUAGCAUCUUGACACAAAUGGUUUUUCACCUGGCCUGAAGCCUACAGCAUGAACACUUCACACUUGGGAUCAUAAAAACAAACUUACUAGUUGGGCUUUUCGUUCUAAAUGAGCCAGUCAGAUGUCUGAAAGUCUUCAGAAUGAACCUGAAGGCAAAUAGGAGGAGGCUUAGUAGUAUUUGAGGUGUAUAGGGGCAACCUGUAUAAUUCCUUAAUGCCUACCAUAGGGUUUGGCAGCACAACAGCACUGCUACUGGUUUUAGCCUUUCACAGGGGUCAGGGUGUGUGAUAGUGAGUGUUUACUGCACAUACAAGUUAGGGGUCAGUGCUAUGUGUUUUUCAGGCCUUGACUAUUUUUAAAGCACGUGUCUGUGUGACUUGUCAUUUUAAGUGCAAUCACUAAGGGAAAGCAGGUGAUGCUAUUGCUUAUCUUCAGUUUUUUCCCUGCCUUUUCUCUAAUUGGAGUGAGGUAAAUAUGGUACUAGAACCAGUUCAUCUUUGUACAUUUCACAGCCUUAGAGUAAAGUAAUAUCUUGAGUCUUGUAUAAAGUGAAUCAUUUGCUUUAGUUUUAGGUUGGUGGUACACAUGUUUCUCCAUAAGCAAAUAUUCCCUGUAUAAGUUACUUUGCAGUGAAUGUGAAUUUUGUAUCUCGCUGGAUAGAAAAAUGAUAAUCCAUGGGUUUUCAAAUAGAAUAUUUUUGAAACACUAUGUGGAGAAGGAAAUUAAGUCUUCAAUCUGUCAGUGAUGUCAUAGACUACAAGUAGAAGUAAUACUCUUAAGUGAUGAUUGCCUGUUUGAUUUUGGUCUGAACUAUUUAAAUGGGCCAGCGUACCUAAUUUGAGCUAGGGCAGUCUUGAAAUAAUGACUGUUAGCACACUUUGUUUAUAAUUAUAGCUAAAGCAUGGAGUUUGUGUGUAAAAGCCUCAGUAGAACAGACUUGUGUUCCUCAACUCUGUACAAGAGCAUUGCUGUGCUUUCUGCAGUCAUGCUGAGGAGGAGGAGGAAAAAGUGAGGCUCCCACACUGUGGGGAGAUGACUGGGCGUAGACUAAUGCUGAUAGCUAACUCUGAACAUAGUAGAUAUUAAUUUUGCCAAAGGAUAUAAAUGAAAUCCUUGCCUGUGAUUUAAAUAGUGGUAGAUUAUUUUAGGAAGGAACACUAAUAACAAAAGUAUCUUGAUACAGGUUAAGACACAAGACACAGAUCAUCUGUUGUGUCUGACAAAGAUACUUCAGAAGAUACAGACUCACUUGUCUGUGAUGUGAAUGUUAACUCUUCCUCAAGUCUGAAAGAUGGGUCGAGACUUCAUACUGAUGCAAGCGGGCAAUAGUAAAAGCUUUAGCCUUUGGCACUGGAUUGAGCUCUUCACUUUAAAUUUCUGUGGUGAUACAUUAGCUAUUUAGGUAUGCCCUGGAAAAAGUCUGAUGGGCUAAUUCUACCCACUGCUUCCAUUGUUUUGAGAAAUGUAUUUCAUAACAUCCCCUAUCUUCACCCUUCCUUCUGCUUUUUGGAAGGAGACUUUCUUCCUGAUAUAAAAAAUGAACCCAAACCACCUGAGAGGUUAAGGGCAGUAUUUCUGACAACAGUUAAUUCCAUAAGAGAUUAAAAUCUUCCAUUUUUCUAAAUUCAGAUUUUAUGAAAACAGGUUUAGGUCUUUGCUCUGUAUGUGUUUUUCAGCCAAGCUGGGUGGAUUCUGCAUUUGAAGGAGAACCUCUAUGCUGAAGUAUCACCUUUAAGCUCUUUGCAGUACAUCAUCUGGCUGUGAAUUUUGCAAACUGGAAACCACCAACUUCAGCCAGGAUAUUCUUUUUAGUUUAAUUCUGGUUCUUCUGCUUGCAGAUUUCUCCAUCUCACAUGGGAGGCUUUGAACAAAGUCUGUUUUUUCAAUCAGAAAAAUGAGUACUACUUGUUCCCUUCGAGUUCAGAGGAUUUGCCAAAACAUGUUGCAUUUUAAGGAAUAGUCCAAAGGCUGUGUUUGAUGGUUCAGGCUUUGCUCCUUUCUUUCAGGAGCUUCUGCAUCUCAAGUGUAGGGGUUAGAGUAUAAAGGCACGUAUAGGAUGCUGUCUUUGUUAACAGUUUAUAUUUUGUCAGAGCUGUCUCAGUGACCAGAUGGUGUUGGAAUGGCGAUGCUUUAGGGUCAAAAUAUAGGGAAGUUCAGGGCUCCAUUGCCAUUUCUCCGCAUUUGAGGCAUGUGGACCUUCUAUUUGUUCUCUUCUAUUGCUGGAGGCGAUAACAACCCAAAUCCUAUUUCUUUUUUCCGGACUUAGAGUGGUGAAAUAUAGUCCUGUUAGCACAGUAGGUGAGGUGUGUUCUUCUGUGGACUGUUUUGAGCUCUUUAUAUUGCUUAUGCUUCCUGAAUCAGUGAAAUAUCUGAGAAACUUGAUUCUAGUGUCCAUCAGUUAAUAUAAAAGAUGCCUUCCAGCAUUUUUCUUGUCUUUUUCUCGCAGUUUUCUGUUGGAGUUGUGGCAACCAUAAUCCAGGCUAGAACACCUCAUAAUGUUGAGGCUUUCUUCUAAUAAAAACUGGCUUAUGAAAGAAUUGUAUGGAGAAAGCUGAGAGAGUCUGUAGCUCAAGAAAUACCUUUCCAGUCUUUAAAACUCUCUCAAUUGCAGAUGUUGGAACAGCUUCUCUGGCUUCAUUUUGAGUUUUAGCUAUGGGAGGGUUUUGUUGAGCCUUUCCUUUUGUGUUGCAUCUCUUUAGGGAGAAGAACUACUGUUAAAAUAGGGUUUGUUAGCUGUGAAGCUGUGGUUAUUAACAAUACUUCUUCACCCUGUUUGGGUUAGAAACUUUGUCAUUCUAAUACAGUGUAUUUUUCUACAUGCAGAGAACCUUGGAAAGCUGCACAGCAAGUUAAAGUUAAGUACAAGGAGAGGGCUCUCACAGUAUAACACAUGGGACUGUCUACUUCUGAUACCUGUCUCGUGAAACACUGAAUAGUUCUGUAGUGGCAGAAAACUCCAUAAUUAAAGCUUCAACUUAGGCUUCAUGUGGAAUUUUGGAAUGUUUCAAAAUAACUGCUCUGCAGAUUAGUGCUAAAAAGCACAGAAAGUCCAAAUAGUUUUCUUAAAAUGCAUGCUGUUGAUAACCUUUCUGGGCUAAAAGUUGGUAAUAAUAGUCUUAUGUUAGAAGGAAUGCUUAGCCUCCCAGUGAACUUCUUAGCACCAUGGUAAAUAGUGUGUUUUAUAAGCAGAAUGUUCUCUUUCCAUUUGGAAGCUGGACUUGUGCACUGGAGAAACUAGAUAUUAUGUAGCUUCUUUCAGAUGUCAUAAAGUAUUAGUUUAGAAGUUUAAAAAUCACUAAAAAUAUGCCCCUGGUCGUCUAGUUGUGCUUGAAGUGAGGCAAAGUUGGAAUGGGAUGGACAAUUCUUUGUUAAAACUUUAUUGAUUUUGCAUGGUGUUUCAGUUUUGAAAUGCUUCCUGGUUGCUGAGGGAAGUGCCAGGAGGCAAAAAUCACAGCAUCUUUCAUCUGAAGUCUAGUAGCAAAAUCAUCUAGAUCUGGAGUUAGUACUGCUGGGGUGAUUAGCUGCUUUGGCUUGCUGAAGCAGAGAUAAUAUUUUAAAGGACCUACUUAUCCGAAUUGGAAUUUUGACUCUAGCUAAUCCUUUUCUUCUGCUGGAAGCUGGCUAAGUAUGUCUUUAUGGGAUUGUUGGUAAUAAGGGCUCCGUGUAGUUAACUGAGCAAAGAGUAGGAAAUAGUACGAAGGAAAAAAGAGAACAACUUUGAAUGUUCUCAGUGGGCAGUAUUAGUCCCAUAGGUAGGACUGUGGAAUUGUGAUCAUCAGAAACACCUACAUGAGUGUUAUGGGCAAAUAAUCUAAAAUCUUAUGAUCUCUUCUUCUUUAUCUUUAUCCAAGAUGGAAUUUCAGGGCCAGAGGAGAAAUUGUUAGAAGUGUUUCAAACCAAUGUAAAUUUUCCCAGCAAGGGAGCUGUUGCUGGAACAUUGUGUCCUGCAGGAUGCAGAGCAGUAGGAGUGUGUUGGAAAUGAAUCUGGCUGCCUUACUCUCUAGGAGCCAAGAAGAGAUUUUUGAAUUGGCUUUUUAUUCUUCAUCAAGACUUUUCAUCACUUUGAAAGCAGGUUGUCAGAUGAGAUGAGCCUCUGGCAUCCUCUGACUGGGGAGGAGGAUCUGUAUUCUUAGUAGUCUUCCCAAAAAAGACCCCAAUGACAUCACUGAGAUGCAGAAUUUGUGACAUGAGUGCUUCUCUCUCCACCCUUAGUUUUGGCAGAGAUGUUAUAAGGCAUUGCUACUUGUGGCUAGAACUUUUAAGAAAUAAGACUCUUCAUUAGUAUUACUACACAAAUACAGCAAUAAAACCUCUUCCUUUAGUACUGUAGAAGUAGAAUAACAAACCUAUGCUCAAAUUUCAGGAUAUUUGUCGUACAAUAGAAAUUUAAAUUUGGAAAUGAUGGCGAGACUGAUAUCCAUCACAGUGCACUCUCAAUCCGUGAGGAAUGUUAGCUUUGGCUUGCUGUUGCAUUUGGAGUUCGUUGAAGUUUUAUUGUAUCCCAUUUAUGUUAUUCCUUUUCAUUAGUCUGUCUUUCAGCAACAAAAAUAGCUUCUUUACCCCCCACCUCCUAGUUUAAGGAGAUCCUAGCAAGAUUAAGCCUCUCCCAGCACAGAGACUCUAACAUCUUUUGUUAUGCGUAUUUAUCUUGGAUGCCUCAGCUUUCUCACUUCGACCUAAUCAGGCUCCAUAAAGCAUGGUGUGCUAAGGGAAAGAUGGCCCUAAUCUUUUAGGACCUCACCAAACUUGGAUCUCCAAGAGCUAUUGUUCUUUUCAGGUUUGGAGAUCUCAGCAGCUGAGCAAAGCAAGUUGAGACAGACUGUGGAGUCUUGGUGACAGCGGAGUUUUACAGAAAAGCAGACAUGAAACACUGACAGCAUUUGGAAAUAAACUUUGGCAGUAAGAUGGAAGCAUAAAUCUCAAGACUUUAAACCAAAACAGAAAUGGCUUGUGAUUAUUGAAACGACACCUAAGAGCCUCCAACACUUCUGUGUGAGCAGCAGAAAAGGAACAACUACAAUGGUAACACUAAUAACAGAAAAGCUGCAGAACCAGAGCUUGGAUGAUCUGACGUGUAAAACGUACAAUAUUAAUCUGUACUCAUCUGAGAAGUUGAACAAAAGUGGCAGCUUGUUCUCUUUCGAAAUCAACGAAGACAGUCCUUGGAAAGCUUUAAAUGGGGGUUGUCCAAUCCAGACUGAUGCCAGGAAUUCUGCCUACCCUUUCCCAGUGUGCCCCUUCAGCACCGGCCCUGCCAGCAAUGGCGCUUUGCAGUGGCAGCAGGAACCCUCCAGCACAUCCAUGGUGUCAGGAUGGAUCAGUGAGUUAAACCUCAACGAAAACUCGGGUCAGCCCUUGGCACCACCCACAAAACGUCACUGCAGGUCCCUCUCGGAGCCAGACGAGCUGGCUCGCUGUCGCUCACCCUGGAAACCUGGCAAUUCAAAGGUUUGGACUCCCGUGUCAAAGAGACGAUGCAACAGCGGUGGCAGCGCAACCUUGCAACGCUGCAACAGUCAUGGAAGUGCGACCUUGCAGAGAAGCACAAGCAUCAGCCUGCCACAAAACAUACUGUCCCUCAAUAAUGUCUUCACCGUCACCAGCUUCAACACAUCACCAGUACCCAGACCUUCCUCUGCCAGCAGCGGGUUUGUGGACAGCAGUGAUGGAAGCACGAGCUCCAGUACCCGCUGGAAUUCCGGAGGGCCCUGUGACUUUAACCCAAGGCGCCGCCUCUCCCUCUCCCAGGAGCACAUCACCGAGACAGGGAACCUUUUGCCUUCAGCCAACAGCACUCCCACCUCCACACCCGAGCUCAGUCGACGUCAGGGCUUGUUGAGGUGCCGCUCUCAGCCUUGUGUUCUGAAUGAGAAGAAAAGCCGGCUAAAGCGCAGACGGGAGGAGGAUGUACGAUGGAACAGGCCCUCGUUAGACUUUUUUAAAAUGACACGGACUUUAAAAAAUUCCAAAAGUCUUUGCUCCCUUGAUUAUGAAGACGAUGAUGAUGACACACAAAUGAAGACAAUUGUGUCAUCCCCAUGUGACUCAAAUGAUCUUAUGAACAUCAUCACCCCUGGUUCCAGUCCGAUGAAAGAACAGCUGGAUGAAGUAAGGCAUCACGGGUCAUGCCAAGGUAGCUUCAAAACAAGGGAUUAUAAGAAAGCAGCUGCAGUAUGUGAAAGUGAUGAGGACACAAGUGAUUGUGAGAGCACUGAAGAGGGCAUCUUUCCUCUAGACUGUGGGGACUUGGACCUAGAGCAGAUUGAAAACAACUGAGUCUCAAAGUUGUGUGCUAGAAUCAGAGUUGUUCUAAAUUAAAAUGAUAGAGGAUUACCUUUGCCAUGCAUAAUCCAUGUCCCUGAAUCUCUGUAUUGCCUAUCUUGGGCCUGUGUUAGAAGAAAUGUUUCAGGUGGGGGAAAAAUGUGAACCAUUGUUACCUGUUUAGUCUAUUGAUCAGUAUGUGGAUGACAAUGACAACAACAACAAAAAAAGUAGGAGGUUAAAUGUUAUUUUGAACAUUAAGGAAUAAUUUUGAUUAAAAAAUUUCCUAACAGAUAUUUUGCAUUUUUAUGGCUUUUACAGUUCUGGAGAAAAAGCAUCUCUAUUUUGAAAUGAAUUUUCAGAAGGGCAUUCUAUAAAACUAAAUCUGUCUACAGUGAUUCUGGUGCGGGUAUAUGUUGCUUUUGUUAAAGAGCUUAAUGUGAAAAGUGAAUUGCAUAAUGAAAUUGGUAAUAAACCUUCGGAUAGAACUCUUAAAUACCUGGUUGACAACUGGUCCAAAAUACUUAACUGCCAUCUCUGACAGUGUCUGGAAAAACAAAAACUUCAUAACAUGUACAAAUGUUCUUUUCAUACAUUCAGGACUUUUUGAUCAAAAUAUGGUAGUGACCUUAAAGGUUAACAUUUUCCAUGAUUUUACUACUUGAAUUGUUUUCUAGCCUGAAGCAAUGCUAAUUUAGGUGGGAUAAAACUGCAAGUAGCUGCCCACCUACUUGGUCAUUAUGUUUUCUGUGGUUCAAAAGAAUGUACAACAAGAGCACUUGAACUUUUAGACAGGGACUUUGUAAUGAUCAGUUCCCCAGGAGGUGAUCCCUUCAGCAAUACUAGAAGGAAGAUAGUCCUUGAAUUAAAUAAAAUGACAUUUUGCUUUGCA
Gallus gallus (chicken) is the source of this 9426-nucleotide messenger RNA. RefSeq names its product family with sequence similarity 53 member A (gene FAM53A). Lineage: Eukaryota; Metazoa; Chordata; Aves; Galliformes; Phasianidae. Gene Ontology annotation, cellular component: nucleus. Bases 7293 to 8549 code for a protein of 418 amino acids. The record is from RefSeq and is a predicted model, not a curated record. Gene Ontology annotation, biological process: protein import into nucleus. The transcript is spliced from 5 exons.